This is a messenger RNA of Varanus komodoensis (Komodo dragon), 6958 nucleotides long. RefSeq names its product armadillo like helical domain containing 3 (gene ARMH3). The record is from RefSeq and is a predicted model, not a curated record. Gene Ontology annotation, cellular component: cytosol. Bases 905 to 2974 code for a protein of 689 amino acids. The transcript is spliced from 26 exons. Gene Ontology annotation, biological process: regulation of Golgi organization. Lineage: Eukaryota; Metazoa; Chordata; Lepidosauria; Squamata; Varanidae.
GACUUUACGACGAGGGGAGAGGAGAGACUAAGCCCUUGUAAAAAUGGGUAGGGAGCGGAGAAGGAAGGCAGGCAGGCCCUGCUUACGAGACAUACUGUUCCAGUACAUAAUCUUGGUUCCUCAGGUGCUUUCCUCUUUCUGCUGAUGUUGUACUUUAGAAACUGAAGGGGCUUCCUGGGACAGUGAAGGCUGUCUAAACAUUUCUAUGUUUACAUUCCUCACAUGGUUCAUAGGCUGGAGAACCAAAGAUAAUGUACCCUCCUUUUAUUUCCACCUUCUUAAAACAAAAUUUUGAAAUGUCAAAAUGCCUGCAUUUGUGUCCAGCUCUAACUAUGUUAGAAGCAUUAAUUUUGCAGAUCUCAUUUCUCCUUCGGAGUCAUUUUAAAAUAGCUGCUUGGUGUGACUCAGUAAAUAUUCAGACCAAAGGAGGAUCUGUUUAUAUUUCUUGUUUCUGUAUCCAUCUUUUUUCUUCUCCUUGGCUAACAACUCAAUUUCAUUAUCCUUUCUUACCCAUUGUCAGUUUCUUCCAUAUAAUUCUGCCAACUUUGUGUACCCACUAAGUUAUGAUUAAACUGGUUUUUGAUCGGGUCCCUCUGUCUGGAAUUUUUCCUUAAGGUGUUUUUUUUUGUUCUCCUAUAAAUCUUGGGGUCAGCUAAUACUUCCAUCUUGUGUAUGCAUGGUGCAGCUUUGGCCACACUUUUAUGUACUUGGGAGAAUUGGAUUCAGUAUUAGAAGGAAAUGAUUGACAUUUCAGGGAUGGAUUCUUCCCUCUUCCCUCUACACUAUGUGUAUUGUUUUGGGUAAAGUAGCAAUUCCUGAUUUGUGUUGAUGAAGGUAACAGCAGAACCAGGAAUAGUUUUGGAUAAUUAACAUUGAGUACAAGGUGGUGAUCAGGUUAUAAGUCAUGGCACAAGCAGAGAAGAAAGGUGGAUUGCUUCGAAAAUCUUCAGCUAGUAAGAAACCCUUGAAAGAGAAGGUUGUGCUGAUGUAUGAUGAGAUCUUCAUGACAGAAGAUCCCAGUAAAUGCAACCCUCGAUUUUGGGAGGAGCUCUUCCUGAUGAAGGUGAACUUAGAGUAUCUGGAAGGAAAGCUGGAGUCUCUAGAUGGUGAAGAGUUAGUGAAGAUAAAAGAUAAUAUUAACUGCUUGUUCCAGCACUGCAUCCGAGCCCUGGGAGAAGAGCAUCCCAUCAGAGUGGUCAAUGCAUUACAGACACUGUGUGCACUGAUCCGUGGAGUUCAUCAGAAGAACAAAUCAACAUCUGGCUUUGACAUCAUCAACAUGCUGAUGGGCUUUGACAAGGCUGAGCUAUGCAUGAAAAAUCUGAUGGAGAGCUUGGACACUCUACUUUGUGCAGAAGGUUCUGAAAGCCUCAAGAGUUUAUGCCUGAAGCUUCUGCUCUGCUUGGUCACUGUGACAGAUAACAUCAGUCAAAACACCAUCCUGGAGUAUGUGAUGAUUAAUAGUAUCUUUGAAGCUAUCUUACAGAUUCUUUCCAGUCUUUCCAGUCGCCGGGAACAUGGUUAUGAUGCUGUUGUCCUGCUUGCCUUGUUAGUAAACUAUAGAAAAUAUGAGUCUGUGAAUCCUUACAUAGUGAAGCUGUCAAUCAUAGAUGAUGAGGCCACACUAAAUGGAAUGGGUCUUGUUGUUGCUCAGGCAUUAUCAGAGUACAAUCGGCAGUACAAAGACAAGGAAGAAGAACACCAGAGUGGGUUUUUUUCAGCCUUGACCAACAUGGUGGGCAGCAUGUUCAUAGCUGAUGCUGAUGCAAAAAUCUCAGUUCAAACCAAUGAGGCUAUUCUUUUGGCCCUUUAUGAAGCUGUUCAUUUGAACCGAAACUUCAUCACUGUAUUGGCACAGAGUCAUCCUGAAAUUGGUUUGGUGACCAUGCCAGUAAGCCCAGUUCCAACAACUCCAGUCACUCCACUUGGGACCACACCACCUUCUUCUGAUGUGAUAAACACUGUGGAGCUGCCUUUGGAUGCUGAUGUGCAGACCAGCAAUCUUCUGAUAACAUUUUUAAAGUACAGCUCAAUCAUCAUGCAAGACACCAAAGAUGAACACCGACUCCACAGUGGCAAGCUCUGUCUGAUUAUUCUGACCUGCAUAGCAGAGGAUCAGUAUGCAAAUGCUUUCCUGCAUGAUGACAACAUGAAUUUUCGGGUAAACCUUCACAGAAUGCCUAUGAGACACAGGAAAAAAGCUGCUGACAAGAACCUUCCCUGUCGACCUCUGGUUUGCGCAGUGCUAGAUCUGAUGGUGGAAUUCAUCAUAACACACAUGAUGAAAGAGUUUCCCAUGGAUCUUUAUGUACGCUGCAUUCAAAUAGUACACAAACUGCUUUGCUACCAGAAGAAAUGCCGAGUGAGGCUUCAUUACACUUGGAGGGAGCUCUGGUCAGCUCUGAUUAAUCUGUUGAAGUUCCUCAUGUCCAACGAAACUGUUUUGCUGGCAAAACAUAACAUCUUUACCUUGGCUCUCAUGGUGGUCAACCUGUUUAAUAUGUUCAUCACUUAUGGAGAUACCUUCCUUCCAACUCCUAGCAGCUAUGAUGAGCUAUACUAUGAAAUCAUCAGGAUGAACCAGAGUUUUGAUAACCUUUAUUCUAUGGUUUUGAGGUUGUCUACUAAUGCUGGACAGUGGAAGGAGCCAGCCAGCAAAGUCACCCAUGCAUUGGUCAACAUACGAGCCAUCAUCAAUCACUUCAAUCCAAAGAUAGAGUCCUAUGCUGCUGUGAAUCACAUCUCGCAGCUCUCAGAAGAACAGGUUUUAGAAGUGGUACGCUCCAACUACGACACUCUUACCCUAAAGUUGCAGGAUGGACUAGACCAGUAUGAACGUUAUUCAGAGCAACACAAAGAAGCUGCUUUCUUUAAAGAAUUGGUUCGGUCUAUAAGCAUCAAUGUGCGACGGAAUCUGGCCUUCAAUACCCUAAGCCAGGAGGCCCUGCUGAAAGAGUUUUCAACCAUCUCCUGAAGCUGACUGAUCUUUCUGCUUCCUGUCCAGCCCUGGUGUUAUUACACCCCCAUCCCCAGCACUGACUGUAGCUCCUGGUUGUGGAGUGGUCUAACCCUAGUGUGUGUGUGUGUCUUUUUUCCAGGGAAGAUCAAGAAGAGAUUUGGACUUGUCCCACAUUUUUGGGCACAGAGAACUGAUGAUAUGGACUAUACUGGGGAAUGGAAGUGGGCAAGAGGGAUCUGUACUUAUUGCUCUUUCUCACUUUCUCUGUGGCACAGGAAUAAGAAUUAUUCCCCUGAUGAGAAAAAUUAGAGCAAAAAAAAAAAAGUUGAUCAGAAAGCACAUACUUUUAAUUCAGUGGAAGCUAUCUGGUGCUGGUCAGAGGCCUAACGAGAGAAAGUGGACAGGAGUAAAGCCCUUCAUAUGGAAAGACUGACUGUGCUCCUGUCCUGUGUACACUUGUGCUAUAAACCCCAAGUCAUCACUCUCACUUCGGUACUUUGAAUCGGCUCUCCUUGUAUUGUUAGCUCCAUCUCACACUGGUAUUGAAAUUAAUUUCUGAGGGCUAUACACUUCCUUCUGUGUUAGUGCCUCCUUUUCUGAAUGGUGCUUUCCGGAGUUUCUUGAGAGUUUUCCCAGUCCCAUCCUAAAAUACUUGGUCUCUGGCAUUCCUUAAGCAAGAGGUUAUCAUUAUGCUGUUGCUUCAGCCUUAUUUUAAGGCUCUGGGGCUGAGAAGAUUAACCUGAGUCAGGUUUAUUGUUUUCCACAGGAGCAAUAAGUGAGUGUCCUGUGCUUUUACUGCUCAUGCAAUUGCUUUGUACCAGAGUGAGUAAUUUUCUCCUGAUCCCAGAAGGUUGCCUGAUCUUCUGCAAUACUGUCCACUGACCUGAUACUCUUGGAUCUCUCUAGUGCUGAAAAAUGCUCACAUUCACAUUAUCAACAUCCUGUCCCUCGAACACAUACAGUCCUAAACCAAAUUUCACAUUGCUUGAGGAAGGAACUGCUUUUCUCUACUUGCUUCCCUGAACUCCAACUAAAUGCUUUAUUGAGAGGAUAGAAUUAGGGGAUUAAUUUUGCACAGCACUUUCAGCUGUAGACACUGGUGUGGUCAAUACCCUGUCAAAUUUCUAUCACUCUUAGUGUAGAAUUCAUUUUUUUCUAACUCUUUUAAAGCAAAAAUACAAGGUAAGUCACUUAAUUGCUUUCCAUUAUGCAUAUAAGGACAUUUUAAUGUACAACUGUGCUGUUUUGGAAAACUCAAGAUUUGGCUGUGCCUUUUGCACUGUACAGAGGGGAGAUAUCAGACUACAGACAUGCUCUUAAUCCUUACUAAAAGGGUUGUUAAAAUUUGGCACUGUAUCCCUUGGGGUUGGGAGAGAAGGUGUGUCCUACCUGCAUAUUCUCUUCUUGUUGCAGAACUACUUUCACUGGAUGCAAACAGGUCUGAGUGAGGAGGAGCACCUUACUGGCAUCUUUCCUCUCAUGGGCUGAUUUAGCAGAUUAACAUGGAAACAGACUUUGUUUCAGCGAGGCUUACCAUUUUGUGACAUUUCUUUGUUCCUUUUGGGACAGACAUGAGAAACCCCCCUCUCUGUCUUGUCUCAUACACUGAUGAAAUUCAGCUUUAUCUAACAGUGAAUGUUGAGGCCAGAAGUUCAAAGAAGUCUUUUUUCCAGAAUAAAUACUGUAAAUGCCUUCUGCUAAUAGAGCACCUAUAGGGGAUGUAUAUAAACCUCUGGUAGCAUUCAGUAAAAAAGUGGAGGGGUGCACCUCUGAUUGCCCUUUUGGUUGCAGUGUAUCCUUUCAUGGUCUGUUUUGGAGAAGUAAUAAAUUAUUAUUACUGUUAACAUCUCUUUGGUGCUGACACUGUACUAGUUGCUGUACACAGUUCAUAAGUGACAUAGUCCUUCCCUCGGGGGGUUACUGUCUAAAUCAAGCCUAUAGGAUGAGAUGUGUGAGGUGAGGAGAAAUUGGACUAAAAAUGUGGGAGUCACAAGCUUAACACUUAGAAUUGUUUUUUGUACAAUGGAAGAAUUAAGAACACUAACAUGUUCAGUGUCAAACUUCAUAGGUGCCUUCUUACUUCCACUCUCUUCCAGGGGGCUAGAGGAAAGUCAUUUCAUUUGGGAUUGUGCCCAUUCUUACUUGAACAGCAUAGUCAAUCUCUUGACUUUCCCAGAGGGAAGAGUUCAUAGCUUCCAUCCAAGUCCUAUCCUUUGGGCUGACAGUAGGCUCUCCAUAAGAUUUCACUAGAGUCAGCAAACUUUUACUUUAUUAUUAUUAUUUCUAACCUUUUCCCUUUCCUACUUGGCACUUACAGUGCAUCCUGUAGCUUAUUCUGAACUUUCAGUGUAAACAUUUUUUUGUGUUAGAAUGGCUAAAAGUGAUUGAUGCUUAUCUAUAUGGCUUUGGGUUUAUCUUGCUCAUUUGGUAGUAUUUUGCGUUAUAAUGUAAUUUUCCAACUGAGAUUCUGUGAGCAGUUGUGUGAGUAUUUUCUUUGCUUACAUAUUCCUUGGUAACACAUGCUUCUGACAAGGUUGUUACAGAAAGAUGCUACCUCUCCUAUAGUCACAUCUGGUUUUUACAUGUCAGGCAAUUCAAGGUGGCUUUCAGAUGCCUCUCUUUCUGUUGCUGUUGCACACUCCACUUUUUCAUAAUAACACUCAUUCCUUCACCUACUGUUGUACUAUGGAAGUGCCUUGGACCCAAGUCUAUAGUCAAACAUAAAACUUUGGGGUUGAGUACUUUUUUUUUACUGUUUUUCAUCCUAUUUGAACAUGAACCACAGCUGUUCUUCAAACAGACAUUUUCCCCAGGAAGAAAAGCGGGGUGGUGAAUUACAUUGCGGCUGACAGAGCCUACUGAAAAGGAUCCUAUUAACAUGUAUCAGAGAUAUGCUAACAUAUCUAACAUUGGUAGUUCUGGUGGCCUAGUAGGAACUCCCCUGUUCUGAACUACAAGUCUAGUCCUGAUUGAGACAGUUGUAGCUUUUCAUCUCUGUACAGUUCCUUUGUACAUAUGUUUCUCUACUUCUUUCCAUUUGAGCCUGGGUUAGACCCUAGAGACAAGACAUGUUUAGUACUAAUGAGAAAAACAAUGAUGGGGCUUGUGGUUCAUCAUUUCCUUAUAUCUGUGUGGAACACAUGAAUGAAUUUAUUUUAUAAUGGUUAAUUUAUAGUUCCCUUCAUUGUCAGUUUAGCUGCCUCUGUGAUUCUGGAAUUGCCAGGUCUUAAAUAGAAGAGGAGACAAGUACGUUAACAUACAAUGACCUAAUCCUGUCAGGGAGAGAUUGGUUGGAGAGGAGCAAAAGAGGCUAGAGUUAUUAAAACUUGGUGUUUUUCCCUGUUUGAAAAUGUGCAGGCUUUUCUUCUGUGGUCUGAAGGGUUCCAUUUUUCAAAAUCUCUUUAAGAAUAGAAUAAUGGAAAGAUCCAGAUGUUUCCACCCCAGCAUCCUACACAGAGGCAAAAUUCUGGCAUCAAAGUACCUUUUAAGAAGAUUUAAGGGACUUAAAAAUUCAUUCAUGCAUGAAAAAGUGUGUGCUUUUAAUUUUUUUAAUUUGUAAUUCUGACAGCCAGACUCUUACAAAGCUUGUUUUAAUCUGCAGUCUUGUGAAUGUAUUGACCAAAACAUACUGAAACACCAGCACCACGCAGAGAGAGAAAAAUUGCCUCCCCGCCUCCGCCUGCUGCUGCGCCUUGCAGGCCUCUGUUGCAGUGGCCAUUUUUCUUUUGGGUAUGGCUCUGGGAACCGAGCCCUGGGGGAAAUCUCAAUUUGCCAAACAGACAUGAAAACACUGACUCUGAGUUAAAUGUUGGAUUAAAAUAUGACAUCUGAAACUUUGCAACCUUCCUCAUACUUACUGGCUUUUCAUCAGCACUGUCCCUUGUAGUGUCCUUAUUUGCUCAAUAGAACCUAACUGGCAAAAAUUAGAAAUGGGAGUUGUGUUUCUGGAGGUUGUAAAGAGAGGACUCCUUGAUCUCAAAAUAAAUAUUUUAAACUGCA